CCCUGGUCAAUGGAUCUGCUAGGAUCGAUCUACUGAUAGGUGAGCUGGCUCGUCUCCGUUUGUCCGUGUCUGUUCUGAAUCCGAAUCUGUGACUCGCGAGGUCUGAAACUGGAGCUGGCACAGUCCUGGCGGACGCGCUAUAGGACAGCCAGCGGAGACCAGUAGGAGACGUCCCCUGGCUCUCAUCUGAUCUAUAUUGCGAUCUGAGCUGCCCCGGUUUGGCGGGCCGCAGCCGUAUCUGAGCUGCCCGGUUGAUCGGGCAGCAUCUGUCUCUGAUCUGAGCUGCCCCGGUUUGGCAGGCAGCAGCCGUAUCUGAGCUGCCCGGUUGAUCGGGCAGCAUCUGUCUCUGAUCUGAGCUGCCCCGGUUUGGCAGGCAGCAGCCGUAUCUGAGCUGCCCGGUUGGGCAGGCAGCAUCUGUCUCUGAUCUGAGCAGCCCCGGUUUGGCGGGCAGCAGCCGUAUCUGAGCUGCCCGGUUGGGCGGGCAGCAGCUGUCUCUGAUCUGAGCUGCCCCGGUUUGGCGGGCAGCAUCUGUCUCUGAUCUGAGCUGCCCCGGUUUGGCGGGCAGCAGCCGUAUCUGAGCUGCCCAGUUAGGCGGGCAGCAGCUGUCUCUGAUCUGAGCUGCCCCGGUUUGGCGGGCAGCAUCUGUCUCUGAUAUGAGCUGCCCCGGUUUGGCAGGCAGCAGCCGUAUCUGAGCUGCCCGGUUAGGCGGGCAGCAGCUGUCUCUAAUCUAGGCUGCCCCAGCGCGACCGCGAUCCAGGCAGCUAACUCUGACCCGGGCUUCCGGUGCGCGCUUGCGAUCUGAACUGCCCCGGUUUGGCGGGCAGCAGCUGUCUCUAAUCUAGGCUGCCCCAGCACGACCGCGAUCCAGGCAGCUAACUCUGACCCGGGCUUCCGGUGCGCGCUUGCGAUCUGAACUGCCCCGGUUUGGCGGGCAGCAGCUGUCUCUAAUCUAGGCUGCCCCAGCGCGACCGCGAUCCAGGCAGCUAACUCUGACCCGGGCUUCCGGUGCGCGCUUGCGAUCUGAACUGCCCCGGUUUGGCGGGCAGCAGCUGUCUCUAAUCUAGGCUGCCCCAGCACGACCGCGAUCCAGGCAGCUAACUCUGACCCGGGCUUCCGGUGCGCGCUUGCGAUCUGAACUGCCCCGGUUUGGCGGGCAGCAGCUGUCUCUAAUCUAGGCUGCCCCAGCGCGACCGCGAUCCAGGCAGCUAACUCUGACCCGGGCUUCCGAUGCGCGCUUGCGAUCUGAACUGCCCCAGUUUGGCAGGCAGCAGCUGUCUCUAAUCUAGGCUGCCCCAGCGCGACCGCGAUCCAGGCAGCUAACUCUGACCCGGGCUUCCGGUGCGCGCUUGCGAUCUGAACUGCCCCAGUUUGGCGGGCAGCAGCUGCCUCUGACCAAGGCUGCCAAAGUGCGCCUGCGAUUAGAUAUCAUUAAUAAGUCAGAUCAGAUUUCCUUUACAAGGAUUCAAACCCACAUUCCUUUACAGGAAAAGACUACAAAUUAUUACAGGAUAGGUAAUACCCAGAGCACUCCUCUAUCUCUCCUUACGAGUAAUUUCAAAGAAGUUAGAGCAAGAGGCCAUGAUCUUGGUAUAGAAAUCAGGAAAAGAAAGCUAAUUACUCUGUGUCGCUCCGAAUGGCCUGCCUUUGAUGUGGGGUGGCCGCCCGAAAGGACCUUCCGACUUGCUGUCAUCACUAAGGUAAAGUCCAAGAUUUUCCUACCUAGGCGUGCAGGCCACUUAGAUCAUAUCCCAUAUAUCCUCAUAUGGCAGGACCUUGUUGAGAACCCGCCUCCUUAGCUGUCCCCUUUCCAAUUGGCCUCUGAACACUGUAAGGCACUAGUUGCUCGACCACUAAAAUCCAGGCAACCAACUGCCCCCCCCAUCCUGUUUUACCUGACAGCGGGGCCCCACUGUUCACAGAACCCCCUCCGUACCCCUCCGGGCCCCAGGCCCCAGCCCCCCUGGCUGAGCUGCGGGAAGGAGCAGGCGGAUGGGAGGCGGCUGGCACACACGGGCCCGCUGAAAAGGAAAGUAACUUUGAAAGGCCGGUGGGGAGGACGCGAAGGCGCACUUCGCGGACUAGCCCCCCUCAGCCGCCUGACUCCACGGUGGCUUUACCCCUUCGGGAAAUAGGACCCCCGGAUGACACAGGAAUCCCCAGGCUCCAGUACUGGCCAUUCUCCACCAGUGAUCUGUAUAACUGGAAAACUCAGAGUGCUCGGUUUUCAGACAACCCCAAAGAUUUACUGGCUUUACUAGAUAGUGUCAUGUUCACCCACCAGCCCACUUGGGAUGAUUGUCAGCAGCUCCUCCGAAUUUUGUUCACCACGGAAGAGCGAGAAAGAAUACAGAUAGAAGCUAGAAAGCUAGUCCCGGGAGACGACGGUCAACCGAUUGCCAACCCCGACCUCAUAAACGCAACCUUUCCUCUGACCAGGCCAGCGUAGGACUACAACACGGCAGAAGCCUUACAGAAAAUUCACCAAGAAAUCUGGCCCAAGCUGAGAGAGCUAUAUGAGACCAGUCCCCCACCGACACCCCAUCCGUACCAGCCAGGAGACUGAGUCCUGGUUAAGCGACACCGACAAGAGACCCUAGAGCCCAGGUGGAAAGGACCACUCCAAGUACUCCUGACCACACCCACCGCCCUGAAAGUAGAAGGCAUUGCGUCGUGGAUCCACUACACCCACGUCAAGCCAGUGGACCCAACCUCCGACCUUCUAAGGCCAAUCAUGGCGGCGGUGGCUAAAGCACCGGACACGUGGACUGUGGACAGAGCUAAGAACAACCCCUUAAAACUCACCCUGCGCCGGCAGCAUAACUCACUGCAAACAUGCAGUUAAGUAGUCUAACUCUAACAUUAGUCGCCCUAGUGGCCGCUGAGGAAAACAUAAAGCCAGCUCCUAAUCCCUUUGUCUGGAGAUUCUGGCUUUAUGAAAACCAAACCCACCCUAGGCAACCUCCUAAGCCCGGGAAAUUAGUGGCCAGUGCAGAUUGCCCCUCCUCAAGGUGCAAUAGCCCAAUUUUACUAAAUUUUACCGAUUUCCCAGUAGCCAAACCAGUGGCACCAAUAAUAUGCUUCGAGUAUGAUCAGACUGAAUACAAUUGUAAGCACUAUUGGUGGCACCAAAGUGCCGGCUGCCCUUAUAACUGUUGUAACAUCCAUAAAUACCAAUGGUAAGGUGGAGAAGAACAGAUAGAUCCCAGAUGGCCCUUCCAUCGCAGACGAGAUAGAGACCUUUCAUAUACAUGGAUAGUUAAAGACCCCUGGAACUCCCGCUGGACCACGCCUCAACACAGGGCUGUAUACUACUCCUCUGCCUCCACAUGGCCUAGCAGUCACCUCUAUCUGUGGCGGGGUCUAGUGCAGGUACGGCCCCUGGUCCAUGGAAAUAUCCAGCGACAAGAAAACCGCCUGACACAAGAUUUACGUCCUUUUUCCUGGUUAAAAUUAUUGCAAGAAAGAUUAGAACUUGCCAACCUUACAGGACUUCACAGCCUGUCUGGCUGCUUUCUAUUGCCACUCUAAGGCGUCCACCGCUAACCGCUGUCCCCCUGCCAUGAAGAUCAUCCACCUCUGCCCAAGCUAACAACCACCAAAACCUCUCAUAUGCCCCUAUCCCUAACGUGCCACUAUACCUAAACCCCAGUCAAGAGAAGUUUCCCUAGUGUUUCUCAGGAACUAAUUCCAGCCUCUGCAACAUCACUGCAACGCCCCCUAACAUCACCUUAAAGGCUCCGUCAGGCAUAUUCUUCUGGUGUAAUAGAACAUUAUCUAAAAACCUAUCAAGCCCCUCUGUUACCAACCUACUGUGUCUUCCUGUCACAUUAGUUCCCCGGUUAACUCUCCUUACUGCCGGUGAGUUCCUAAAGUAUACCAGUAACUGGACUAGUGCUGUUAUUCACCCAGACCCUAGACCAAGACCUGCACGAGCCAUAUUUCUCCCCCUCAUUGCAGGAAUCUCCCUCACCGCAUCCUUCAUGGCGGCCGGACUGGCUGGGGGAGCCCUAGGUCACACCCUCAUAGAAAGUAACAAGCUGUACCAACAAUUUGCCGUUGCUAUAGAAGAGUCAGCUGAGUCCCUUGCCUCCCUCCAGCGGCAGCUCACGUCCCUAGCACAGGAUGCUUUCAUUGGAUUUGGAGGAAAUGUGAUCAGGCAACAAGUCAAGGAUAACGCCAAAUGGUAUAUCACUGAUUUUGUAGAGCUGCUGGGAGAACCGAAAGAAUAACAUCCAUUGUCAUACGGCUCCAAACAACUUCAGAUGAAUUUUUACAAGUUACACAGAUUGAUACUGUUUGCUUACAAUUGCCUAUUACAACUUGAUAUAGAAAGUUGGUACAGAUGAUCUGCACUGUCAAGUAAACUACAGUUAGGACUCCUCAAAGAUUGGUUUGUUUGUUUGUUUUUAACUGUAGUUCCAGUAUUAUAUGAUGACUAUUGAUUUCCUAGAGAGUUUUGUAAUCUGAAUUCUUUAUGUAUAUUCCUAGCUAUAUUUCAUACAAAGUGUUUUAAGAGUGGAGAGUCAAUUAAACACCUUUACUCUUAGGAAUAUAGAUUCGGCAGCCUUCAAUGAAUAUUGGUUUUUUUCCCUUUGGUAUGUCAAUAAAAGUUUAUCCAUGUGUCAGAA
Molecule: messenger RNA, 4628 nt
Organism: Pan troglodytes (chimpanzee)
Lineage: Eukaryota; Metazoa; Chordata; Mammalia; Primates; Hominidae
Product: putative phosphoserine phosphatase-like protein
Exons: 3
Coding region: 3981-4229 (82 amino acids)
Source: RefSeq, a predicted model, not a curated record